Messenger RNA from Trichobilharzia szidati, 237 nucleotides. Lineage: Eukaryota; Metazoa; Platyhelminthes; Trematoda; Strigeidida; Schistosomatidae. The record is from the annotation of a GenBank genome assembly.
AUGCUUUCAACGCGUUUUAGAGAAAGAUUUGACUAUUAUUACAGAUUACUUCAAGAUAAAUUCACUCAAGCAUACCAAUAUUUAAAUGGACAAUGGAUGAAUAAUAGGAGAAUCCUAUUGUUUAUUGAACCAAGGUUUUCUGCGAAAUUUCAAGUUUGCUUCAACUUUGUUCUCCACAUAUCCUGGUUAAAUGUCGCUGACUGGACCUCAACUUCUUCCUCUGGAACUAGUGGAUAA